Molecule: messenger RNA, 6642 nt
Organism: Microcebus murinus (gray mouse lemur)
Lineage: Eukaryota; Metazoa; Chordata; Mammalia; Primates; Cheirogaleidae
Gene: ARPP21
Product: cAMP regulated phosphoprotein 21
Cellular component (GO): cytoplasm
Molecular function (GO): nucleic acid binding
Source: RefSeq, a predicted model, not a curated record
UUUUAAUUCCUUCUUUCUUUCCUGCCAUAUAUCUGUGUUUUUUCUUUUGAGUUAUUUCUCGUGUAUUGCUUCUUCGUGUUUGUUGAAAGCUGCUGUUGUUAUAGAUGUACUGUGUUUUGUGUUUCGUUGAAGGAAGGGUGGACUCCCCUUCCCCCAAAUGAGACAUAAUGGAAAGCUGGAAGUAAAUUGAAAAGGGCAAUGCUUUUCAUCGAAGUCUACGGUGAUUUGUAUAGGCUUUAUGGUAGAAAGUUUGGAAUGCUCUUAUGUCAUUUGUAAGAGAGCUAUAGAAGAGAUAGAAAGUUGUAAUCUGUUUGUUGUCCUGGUAGCAUUGGGGUCCUAGGGCCUAAGUGGUUUAGGAAAAAGAAAAAGGAAAAAAAAAAAAAGAUGUUCGGUUUUAUUUUUACAUGCAUGAUAUCUGUGCUUCACUGCAACCUCCAACUUAAUGUCUUGUAUCUUAGGUUAUAGAUAUGUGGUAAAAUUGAGUUGAACUAGACAGGUGUUUAGAAAGUUUCCCAGGAAGAGGAAUUAACUCACUCAAUGUUUAUGCAUAGAAAUAUAGUUGGAAUGGAGGUGGUUGUUGUCAUCUGCUGAGGUUCAUACUUUACCACCUCCUGAAGACACAGAAUAAAGACAAGAGUCCAAGCCUAAAAGGAAACACAAAGAGAAAAUUGAAAGUUGUAGGGAUGGAAAGCUAAGAACCACGGUGCAAGGCUGGCAGAAAUCACUUUCAUGAAAAUGUGUUUAGAGUGUAGAUAUUCAUUUUGAUUUCUGAUUUUUUAAGUCUACUGGUAUGACACUUUAGCCCCUCCAAACAAAAAAUGACAUUCCCCAGAGUUAAAAUGAAUCCGUACAAGAUUUUAUUCAAAUGCAGAAUAAAUCCAAAUGAUUCCCACUCCCUCUUCAUGUGCUUUGGAAAUCAGAACUGCUGUGAUUGCUUUAAGUAAACAGAAAUGGACAUGAGAGAAAAUCAUUAUUCAUUUGAUAAAAGUAAGAAAACCUUGACGCACACUUUGAAUAAAUACACCUACUUCUUUGAUCCUCUGUAUAUGUGUUACCACAGGGUGUGCAUGUCUUAUUAGGAUUUUAGUUAAUGUCGAUUUCAUGAAAGACAGUGAUUUGGAAGCCAAGAGCUCUGUCUGUGUUUUGUUCAAGUAGCCGAGUAAUCUACUAUAUUGGCAGUAAUUGCUUCUGCUGCAUUCAUAAUGUGAAUCGCAUGUGACAUUAUGUGUACACUCUUUUCAGGUUUAUAUGGGUUUUCAAGGUAUGUAUUUGUGUUUGAUCCUAUAUUUCCUUUGUUAUCACAUUCUUUUACUUUUUAUCACUUCAACUACGGAAUAUUUUGACAUUUUCUGGAGAGUCAGUUUGGGUGUGUUUUCUUUGAGGAAUACAGCUCCUCAUCACAAAAAAUACAAAAAGAUAACUGUCUUUGCUUAUCAAUACUAUUAUGAUUUGGUUUAAAUGCACUUUUAAGACAUUUAGAUUGCUGUGUGUACAUGUCUUAAUUUACCUUCUCUGGGCAUGAUUUGUGUUAUUUGACAAACAAAACAAAGUUACUUUAGGUGAAUGCCUAUUAAACAGAGUACUUUGUUAAGAUGAGGUAUACUUAAAGGAACUUAUACAGCUCCAGAAAUUGGCUUUCAGCUUCUCAGCAACUUACUUUCACUAAUGCUGAUUUAUCUUUUACAGUAUUUAGCUCAGACUGAGACAGGUUUGUAUGUGCCACUAGAUUUCCCAGUGACUUUCCUUCUUAGAUCCCAGUUGAGUGUGGUUACCUUGAGAACUGUGGCAUUAGCCCCGUUAGAGCAUGCUCCACUGGGGAGUUCUGUGCAAUCUAUUUUUAAUGCUAUUUAAUGAAGGAGCGGGUGCCUCAAUCAGCAAUAAAAGAAGCAUGAGGGAAGACAGAGCAUUGCAUGGUUAUGGAUACUGGAGAAGGAUAUUUGGAAAGGUAAAGACUGACCACUGGGCAUGGUAAUAGGUCUUAAUAUUCUAUUAAUAGAAAUCAAUGUAAUUUAGUGAGAGAAUAAUACAUGAAUAGUUUGAUAUGUGUUUUCAUAAACCUCUUCACUAGUUCUUAGAAAGAAUAUUCAAUAUUUUGAGUUCUUUAAAACUUGAGGGAGUUACUAACCGGGGAGUUCCUGCAUGCAUACUAUUUUUAAUACCAGCUGUCAGAUUCUUGGGUGGUGAGAAGUACAGGAAUGAUUUCAAAUUCCUAAGAUAUUGUUCUAGCACAGGAUUUGGGGCUUGUAACACAUUCUGGGAAUAAAAUAACUAACAUCCUUCUAAGAUUCUAUGAUAACUUAAAGUUCUGCUUUUUCAAUCGUUUUAUUUUCUUUUACGAACUUGGAGUCUUGGUCCAGAAUUGUGGCAACCAGGUGUAGCAGGAAGUUUUGAUUGAACUUGAUAGAAGAUUUGGUUGUUUCCUCCCUAGCUUUAAGAUAAAUACCACAGAUUAGCAUACUGAAGGCUAAAUAUUUUAAAAAUAUAAAUAGCAGAGGCCGCACUGGUAACUUUUGGAAUGUUAUAAUGAGGGGCAAAUUGUCUUAACUUUAUAGUGUGGAAAAUACAAUAAGCCAUCUGUCUGCAACAUUUGCAUGUAUACAGAACACCUGUCUUGAGGUAGAAAGCGAGAAUGUUCAGUCAGAAAGGUCUCUUGUUCAUUUUCAUAUUAACAACAUAUUAUAAUCAGGUUAUUCCUUUGUUCGAGUAAAGCUCAUUAGACAAAGUGCUUAAAUAUUUUCAAAAUUAAUAAAGAUAAGAGAAAAUGAGUUUAUGUUAAAUGAGGAAGUGAGUCACAUAAUUAUUUUUAAAUGAAGCUGUUAGAACAAUAUGCAAAGUUGAUCUGGAUUUUGCCAAUUUUUAUGACAAAUAACCCCCAAAAUAAACUACUAAGGAAAAUGUAUCAUAAGGAGUUACUGUGAUUUUUUUUUGUUGUUGUUCGUCUUUUCAACUUAGUACUUCUAGAAGGGGAAAGCAAUCCACACUGGCUGUAAUAUUUCCCUUAGUGAUUGCGCCACUUGGACCGCAGUGAUGAUACCUUUCUCAAGCUUCCCACGUCAGUGGGCAUUUUCAUCUGAAUUCAAUGUGUAUUUUGUCUGUGGACAAGAUAAUGAUAAGCUACAUGAGUAGAGUGUGGAAUGAGUCAGCCACUGAAGACACAGUAUACAACGUAGCCAAAAGUGAAUAUGAUUGAGAAUUCUCAUUAGGGUGAAUAGGCAGUUUGAAGUCCAUAGGUUGGAAAUUGCAAAUUAGCCAUUUGUAUAUAAGUCAGUUUAAUUCAGAUCUGCUUUGUGGCAAGGUUAGGAAAGAAUGUGGGGCUUAAAAGUGAUCUCGACACUGAAAGCUAUUUCUUCUAAUGGUUGACGAUGAUGUGUCACACUGUGUAAGGGAAUCGCAUGGAGAUGGGCCUUCCGAACUGUUAAUGGGGACAUGGGACUCCAGUUGUCUCUGAUCACUGGUGUGGAUUUUCCUGCUGUAGAACGACAGAAGCCGCUAGUAAGUCGCCAAGACCUAUAGCAGGAAUUCUGCGUGAAAGGGCAUAAAACCUUGUCGUUUUAAUUUGUACCUGGGAGAAUGUCUGAGCAAGGAGACCUGAAUCAGGUGAUAGUGGAGGAAGGAGGGACUGAGCAGGAGGCGGCCACUCCAGAGAACGGCAUUGUGAAAUCAGAAAGUCUGGAUGAAGAGGAGAAGCUGGAACUGCAGAGGCGGCUAGAGAUUCAGAACCAAGAGAGAAGAAAAUCCAAGUCAGGAGCAGGAAAAGGUAAACUGACUCGCAGUCUUGCUGUCUGUGAGGAAUCUUCAGCCAGACCAGGAGGUGAAAAUCUUCAGGAUCAGGAAUCAAUUCAUUUACAGCUUUCCAGUUUUUCCAGCCUGCAAGAGGAGGAUAAAUCUAGGAAAGAUGACUCUGAAAGAGAAAAAGAAAAGGAUAAAAACAAAGAUAAAACCUCUGAAAAACCCAAGAUCAGAAUGUUAUCAAAAGAUUGCAGCCAAGAAUACACGGAUUCCACAGGCAUAGACUUACACGAGUUUCUGAUUAACACAUUAAAGAAUAAUUCCAGGGACAGGAUGAUUCUCUUGAAAAUGGAGCAGGAAAUUAUUGAUUUCAUUGGUGACAACAAUAAUCAUUACAAAAAGUUCCCUCAGAUGUCAUCCUAUCAGAGGAUGCUUGUCCAUAGGGUGGCAGCCUACUUUGGAUUGGAUCACAAUGUGGAUCAAACAGGAAAAUCUGUUAUCAUCAACAAGACCAGCAGCACCAGAAUACCAGAGCAAAGGUUUUGUGAACAUUUAAAAGAUGAAAAAGGUGAAGAAUCCCAGAAGCGGUUUAUCUUGAAGCGAGAUAACUCUAGUAUUGAUAAAGAAGACAAUCAGCAAAACAGAAUGCAUCCAUUUAGAGAUGACAGACGAAGUAAAUCAAUUGAAGAGAGAGAAGAGGAAUAUCAGAGAGUGAGGGAGAGAAUAUUUGCACACGAUUCAGUUUGCUCCCAGGAAAGCCUUUUUGUGGAAAACAGUAGGCUCUUGGAAGACAGUAACAUAUGCAAUGAGACCUAUAAGAAAAGACAGCUCUUUCGGGGCAACAGAGAUGGCUCAGGGAGAACAUCUGGAAGUCGCCAGAGCAGCUCAGAGAAUGAACUCAAGUGGUCUGAUCACCAAAGGGCCUGGAGCAGCACAGACUCUGACAGCUCCAACCGCAAUCUGAAGCCCGCCAUGACCAAGACGGCAAGUUUUGGGGGCAUCACGGUGCUGACUAGAGGUGACAGCACAUCCAGUACCAGAAGUACCGGGAAGCUGUCCAAAGCAGGUAGUUCUGAGUCUUCUAGCAGCACAGGCUCCUCAGGAUCACUGUCCCGCACCCAUCCGCCUCUCCAGAGCACACCCCUGGUCUCGGGCAUGGCAGCCGGUUCCCCAGGCUGUGUGCCCUAUCCUGAGAAUGGAAUGGGGGGCCAGGUCGCUCCCAGCAGCACCAGCUACAUCCUCCUGCCACUUGAAGCUGCAACAGGCAUCCCGCCCGGAAGCAUCCUUCUUAAUCCACAUACAGGCCAGCCCUUUGUGAAUCCCGAUGGAACUCCUGCAAUAUACAACCCGCCCAGCAGUCAGCAGCCCCUGCGGAGCGCGAUGGUGGGGCAGUCCCAGCAGCCCCCGCAGCAGCAGCCCUCCCCUCAGCCUCAGCAGCAAGUCCAGCCUCCACAGCCACAAAUGGCAGGCCCACUGGUCACUCAGUCUGUCCAGGGGCUGCAGGCUUCCUCCCAGUCAGUGCAGUACCCGGCAGUCUCUUUUCCUCCCCAGCAUCUCCUGCCUGUGUCUCCAACCCAGCACUUCUCCAUGAGAGACGAUGUGGCGACACAGUUUGGCCAGAUGAACCUGAGCCGGCAGUCCUCAGGGGAGACUCCUGAGCCUCCGUCCGGUCCUGUCUACCCGUCCUCCCUCAUGCCACAGCCAGCCCAGCAGCCAAGCUAUGUCAUCGCCUCUGCAGGCCAGCAGCUUCCUGCUGCGGGGUUCUCGGGCUCUGGCCCUCCCAUCUCCCAGCAAGUCCUCCAGGCUCCUCCCUCACCACAGGGAUUUGUGCAACAGCCUCCACCUGCACAGAUGCCUGUGUAUUAUUACCCAUCUGGUCAGUACCCUACCUCAACCACACAACAGUACCGGCCCAUGGCCUCAGUUCAGUACAAUGCCCAGAGGAGUCAGCAGAUGCCGCAGGCAGCCCAGCAAGCAGGUUACCAGCCAGUCCUGUCUGGUCAACAGGGGUUCCAAGGCCUCGUGGGAGUGCAGCAGCCUCCUCAGAGUCAGAGCGUGAUGAGCAACCAACAAGGAACUCCGGUGCAAAGCGUGAUGGUUUCCUACCCAACAAUGUCUUCUUAUCAGGUGCCAAUGACCCAAGGUUCUCAAGGACUGCCCCAGCAGUCAUACCAACAGCCAAUCAUGCUACCUAACCAGGCAGGUCAAGGGUCACUCCCAACCACUGGCAUGCCUGUUUACUGCAAUGUCACACCGCCAACCCCUCAGAACAACCUUAGGCUGAUUGGCCCACACUGCCCCUCCAGCACCGUCCCUGUGAUGUCAGCCAGCUGCAGGACAAACUGUGCGAGUAUGAGCAACGCUGGUUGGCAGGUCAAAUUCUGAGAGUUCUGGCUGUGGUACGUUUCUUCAGAUAUUUACUCAUGGCCUUUAAGGGAAGAAGAACAAAGUGGGAAAACUGGCUGAGGACUUAAGUAUUCACUCAACACUCAAAUGAUUGCUGCUGGUAUUCUGUAAAAAACAAACAAAGACUAAUAACACAUGUUAGCUGGUUAAUGGUGCAUAUUUCUGUCAUGUCUGCUAGGUAUGCAUUUAUAGCUUAGCUAGUGACAUGAAUUCAUCAAGGUAAGAUUUUCUCCUACCACUGAAUACCACUGUGUAGAUUAUAAUAUCCCUAAUUUGAAUUAGUUUUGUACUUCGUGUUGAGUUUGUGAUGCUAAAAGUAUUUAAAAAUUAUAUACUGAAAUCACAUUGUACCAAAGCUGUAAUGGAAAAGAGAAGAAUCGAUGAAUGGAAGGAAUAAUUUAUAUACACGAUAGAGUUUUCUUUUUUAAUGGAUAUAUACUGUAUUGUAGUGUUUAAUCAAAAUAAAACUAUCUGACCUUAUGAAGGAAGGUCAUGUUUUUAUUACCA